This is a messenger RNA of Daucus carota subsp. sativus, 2156 nucleotides long. Its product is annotated as BTB/POZ domain-containing protein At5g48800. Gene Ontology annotation, molecular function: protein binding. The coding region runs from base 205 to 2049 and encodes 614 amino acids. NCBI's taxonomy places the organism in Eukaryota, Viridiplantae, Streptophyta, Magnoliopsida, Apiales, Apiaceae. The transcript is spliced from 4 exons. The record is from RefSeq and is a predicted model, not a curated record.
CCCAGGCCCUUUGCUUUGGACUGUUGCAUUCUAUGAUUUGCAAACCACUUAUUUGACAAAAAUGGCCAAAUUUUUGUACCAACUGAAACAUCUCCAACUGUGUCUUUAUACUCCUCUUUACUCACUUCUCUUAACCACAUUGUGCUGUUUUUUUUUUAUCUGCAAAAAACCCUUGUUUCUAUCUUGGUUUUCUUGUAUCUGUUCAUGGACAAGCACCAGCAGCAGCAGUUGUCGUUGGCCAAGUGUUCGCGGCAGCAACAGCGAUACAGUGAAUGGAUAUUCAGAGAUGUUCCAAGUGAUAUAACAAUUGAAGUUAAUGGAGGAGCAUUUGCGCUGCACAAGUUUCCUCUUGUGUCUCAUAGUGGGAGAAUCCGAAAGUUGGUAGCAGAACACAGGGAUCCGGAUAUUUCAAGAAUAGAACUUUUGAGCCUGCCAGGAGGUGCAGAGUCAUUUGAGCUGGCUGCCAAAUUCUGUUAUGGCAUUAAUUUUGAGAUUACACCUGCAAAUGUUGCUCAACUUCUUUGUGUAUCAGAUUACCUCGAAAUGGUUGAAGGUUUCUCAAAUAACAAUCUUGGUUCUCGGGCUGAAGAAUAUCUUGAAAGUAUAGUCUGCAAGAACCUUGAAAUGUGUGUUGAAGUUCUGCAACAAUGUGAAAGCCUACUUCCUCUUGCUGAUGAGCUGAACAUUGUUAGCCGGUGCAUUGACGCUAUAGCAUCCAAAGCCUGUGUUGAGCAAAUUGCUUCAAGCUUCUCUCGCUUGGAGUAUAGUAGCUCAGGAAGACUUCAUAUGAACCGGCAAGCUAAGUGUGAAGGAGACUGGUGGAUUGAUGAUUUGUCUGUUCUCCGGAUUGAUUUGUAUCAGAGAGUCAUAGCAGCUAUGAAAUGUCGUGGAGUGAGGCCAGAAAGUAUAGGCGCGUCUCUCAUUAAUUAUGCACAGAAAGAAUUGACAAAAAAAUCCACCUUCUGGAGUUCAACCAAUCCGCCAAAAGCUGACCUGGUUGCUGGCUCAACUGCACAUGAAAGACUUGUCGUCGAGACUAUUGUCAGCCUCCUGCCAGCUGAGAAGCCGGCUAUUCCAAUCACCUUCCUUUUUGGCUUACUACGUAGUGCUGUGAUGCUGGAUUGCUCUGUUGCUUCUAGGCUUGAUCUUGAAAGGCGAAUUGGCUCCCAAUUAGACAUAGCUACUCUCGACGAUCUCUUAAUCCCUUCCUUUCACCAUUCCAGUGACACAUUAUUUGAUGUCGACACUGUUCACAGAAUCCUGGUUAGUUUUUCUCAGCAAGAUGACAGUGAGGAUGAUAUGGAAGAUGGCUCACUCUUCGAAUCUGAUGGCCCUGAUUCGCCAUCUCAAACUGCAUUCGUCAAAGUCUCAAAAUUAGUGGAUAAUUACCUGUCAGAAAUUGCUCCUGAUGCAAACCUCAAGCUAAACAAGUUUAUAGCCAUUGCAGAAACUUUACCAGCUCAUGCACGAACAGUCCAUGAUGGUCUAUACCGAGCUAUCGAUGUUUACCUCAAAGCGCAUCAAGGCUUGUCGGAUCAGGACAAGAAAAAGCUCUGCAAAUUGGUUGAUUUUCAGAAACUUUCACAAGAAGCAGGAGCUCAUGCAGCCCAAAACGAACGCCUCCCACUCCAAUCAAUGGUCCAAGUCCUUUACUUCGAACAGCUGAGACUCCGAAACGCCUUGUCCUGCUCCUACCCCGAGGAUGACCACAAGCCUGUCCACAAUUCCUGGCGGAUCAGCAGUGGAGCUCUCAGUGCUGCAAUGUCUCCGCGAGACAAUUAUGCCUCAUUGAGACGAGAGAAUCGUGAGCUGAAGCUGGAGCUAGCGCGACUGCGCAUGAGACUAAAUGAUCUGGAGAAGGAUCAUGUUUGCAUGAAAAGGCACAUGGAGAAGUCUAGUUCUUAUAAUUUUAUGAGUUCCUUCUCUAGGAAAUUUAGCAGACUGAACUUUUUUGCGAAUAGUUCUUCAAGAGGGUCGAGUUCUCCGUCGAAGAACUCACAGAGAACGAAUUCGAAGGUGACUGAAAGAACAGUACCGAGUAUACUCUAGCUGUUUAGUCUGCAGAGUUCUUCAGCUGAUUGUGCUGAGUAGUUGUAAUGGCUUUUCCUUUUGUGUAUACCUGGUUUUAAGAUAGUCUAUCUCUCCUGCAUUUUAUA